Molecule: messenger RNA, 699 nt
Organism: Helobdella robusta
Lineage: Eukaryota; Metazoa; Annelida; Clitellata; Rhynchobdellida; Glossiphoniidae
Exons: 7
Coding region: 1-699 (232 amino acids)
Source: RefSeq, a predicted model, not a curated record
AUGAAACGUUCCAGCAUUUCAAAUAAAUUCACCGAUUCUGACAACAGUCCGAAAUUUUCGUCAUGGAGUCCGAACGUUUUAAAGAGUUUGGGCUACGACCGGCCGCGAGCACGUUCGAUCGACGUAGGGAGUUCUGUCGGGUCAACAUUUCUCUUCUCGACCACACUAAAUGAUGGUCAUAAGUUGUUGAAAGUGGACAGUUCCGACAGUCCGGCGAGUGAUGAUGACCGCAGUUUGGACGACCUCUCAUUCAACAAUCGACGGGGUAAACCAAAGAAAUCUCCAUUUAACAUUUUCAACAAGUUGAAAGGUUCCGAAGAGGUGCUCUUCAGCGAGGUACCCAAGCCGAGGAAGAGAGGUUUCUCGCUGGACUUCAGCAACGCCACCCCACUCAGCCUCAUCGGAUUCAAGGAUCCCAGUAAACAACUGACAAGUCAUCCCAGAAGGAAGUCAGUGUUCCCGCAGCCAACGGGCACCAAAUGCAUCACGACAAAUUGUAAAAAUAUAUCACCAGAUGACUUGAGCAUGCUAACACAAGCACGAAAAUUGGCAAAUGCACUCAGAGGCAAAAACACAAAUAGGCACACUGACGCGUAUAAUCAAAUAAUCAUGUACAACAAGCCAUUAUUUCUUAAUUUCCUGUACCCUGACGUUUUAUGUUCCUUGGUAAAUUUGUUAGAAGUUACUUUUUGUAAAUAA